Messenger RNA from Prunus avium (sweet cherry), 2844 nucleotides. The record is from RefSeq and is a predicted model, not a curated record. NCBI's taxonomy places the organism in Eukaryota, Viridiplantae, Streptophyta, Magnoliopsida, Rosales, Rosaceae.
GUGCGCCUGCCGUUCGGCACGAGAGGUGAGUGAGAACUCAUCAAUGUGCGCCUACCGUUCGGCACGAGAGGUGAAUGAAAACUCAACAAUGUGCGCCUGCCAUUCGCUGGUGGAGUUGCGCUUCGAAAAAGGGCGAAAGCUGCAGCGUAUGAGAAUUUGAAACGUUUCGGGUUUUGACGGUUGGACUUCCCUGUGCAUGCGUGCCACGUGUCGGCAGGGCUGCGAAAGGUCGCGUCGUUUCGUAUCCCGAUGCGUCGCUUCGUUUUUCGAUGCUAGGUUUGUCCUAUAAAUGUGAGGGAGGGACUAUAGUUGGAAUACUUGGAAGUUUUUUAGAGCAAUCAGAGCUUGUGAGAGGCGAUUUUCGGCGACUGUGCAAAGGCGUUGUAGGCGAUUUCCGACGAAGGAUACGUGGCGGAGGCGAUUUCCGGCGACUAGCAACCACCGUGCAAACAAGGUAUGCUGCUGUGUUUUCCUUGAUGAUGAAUCAAAAUGUUGAAUUUGUUGCAUGAACAUGUAUGAAUGUAGAUGAACAUGAACUUUUAGGAUUUGGGAUGGGAGUUUGAUUCUAGCAUGGCAUUUAGUUUCCCUUCGUUUGUGUUUGUAGAUGUCAGAUACUGAAUCCGAGAGUAGGCGUAGUCCGAGGGCAUAGGUGGACGAAUCGUCCUCGGGGAGCUCCACCGAGGAGCGUGAGAGUGUCGAUUCUGGGAGCUCUUCGAGUGUUGAGGUGAUUGAAGUGGGUAAUGGUCCACCAUCGACUUCCGGUCGUGUGUUGGAAGCGACUGAGGCUGAUGUCUCGGUAGCUGCCCCUGGGGAGGGAGUGCUGAGCGUUGUCAAGGGCAGGCAGCGAGUGCCGAUGGCCAAGCCGAAGGGUCCAGUCUUCGGAGUAGACCAUCUAGAGCCGAAUGCGCUGACCGUGGCUGAGCUAGCCAAGAUUCGGGCUCUGUACAACAUACCGGAUUUUGUGGUGAUGCAGAUUCCGGGGCCGUUGGAGUCCUUGAGCAAUCCAGAGACUGAGGUUUGUUUCUUCACCGAUGUCUUCAAGCACGGGCUUCGGCUGCCGUUGAGGCAUUCGGUGCAGAAGAUCUUGGCUCAGAUUGGUUAUGCGCCAGGGCAGUUUAAUCCGAACUUCUGGAUUACGCUGCUUGGGACGAUUACAGCCUUCGGCAUAGCUGGUGAGGGCGAGCCGAGCUAUGAGCAGUUCGUUAAUUUGUACAACGUGAUGAGGGCGAAGAGUGCUGACCAGGGAGGGUGGGUACAAUCGAACUGCUUGGCGGCCAGUCAGAAGGGGCAUUUUGUAGUUGAGGUGUCGAGCUCCAAGAAGACCUGGCAUAAGCGUUGGGUGUUGGUGUCCGGAGCUUGGGAAUCAGCACCAGGGGUUGUAGUUGAGAGGCACAUUCCCACCACGUUUCAAACAGUUGUGUCCUUGAAAUGGCCUAUUGCGCCGAAGAGAGACGUUGAGGCGAUUGAGCGCGUGCGGGAGAAGAUUGCCAAAGGUGAUCGCUUUUGGAAGGACCUGCUAGACUUCGGUAAUCUACAUAAGGCAGGCUUGAUCACUGGAGCCGAGCACACUCGAAGGGAGAAGGAGAAACACGAGGAAGAGGAGAGAAAAAAGAUGGCAGGAGGAAGGCCGAUGAAUGAGGCGACGAGGAGGCGGCUGGAGUCUCGUGCGCCUGAGCAGAAGAAGAAGAAGGGUGGAUCUUCUGGAUCGAAGACGAAGCCUCCCUGUUCGGCCAGAGGAGCUUAGGGGGAUGAUGUGACCGUAGCCGAUCGUCGCAGGGGGAAGAGGGCGGUGGAGGCCGAUGUUGUUCGUGAGGUCCACCUGCAGGUGACAGGGAAGAGGCUGAUCGAUGGUGCCCUCGAUGUGACGCCUUUGCCCAAGAAACCAAGGGGGCCGGAUAAGGGUACAGCCACUCUGAUCACUGGCGAUGAGGAAGGGCCGGAUGCCGAGCCAGUUAACUUUGCCGUUCCACGAAAGGACGUGCCGUUCGUGAACUGUAUGAUCGAUGGGGCACAGAUGGAGCUCACGGAGCUGGAGCAGCUGUCGGUCGAGCUUUCCGGCUUCAGGCUGCGGCUGAUAUGGAGAUGUGGAUUUGAAUGAAGCGAGCCGUAAACAAUGCCGAACGGUACCAGAAGAAGUUCGAGGAAAGCUGAGCCAAAAUUGCCGAAGCCGGGAAGCUUAUCCACGAUGCCGAGGAAAAUGCGGCGAAGAUCGCCGAGCUCUCGUCGAAGCUGGCUGCUGCUGAAUUGGCGGUGCUGGAGGCCCAAGAGGCUAAGGCAGCGGUGGAGGUGGCAAUGGACGCGGCAAAGUGGUCAUGGGCAAAGGAGGUGGAGGAGGCUAAGGCGAAAGCCUUGGCAGACUACCGAUCUUUGGAAGAGUUCACGGUGCUGGUGGACAAGGAAGUCAUGGAACAGUGUGACGACCUCGUCUACCGUUUCAAGCGGUACAAUGCGGAUAAGAGGCUGAACCUGAACUUCCUCCGGGAUCCACCUCCAUUGCCUGAGGGUGUCACCGAGGAGAUGGUGGAGGCCUAUAAGGGAGAAGAUGCCGAUGUUGAUUCUGCCGAUGAGACCGACUCCAGCAGUGAGGAGGAAGAGGGCCAUCCUGUACCGACUUCUGCCAGCGUUCCUGCCGCCGCUACGCCAACUAGUGCUGAACCUGCGAACGCCAAAGCCGGUGCCAUGGCAACUGAUGCCGAACCUCCCGUUGCUUAGAAACCGGUUUAUUUUGAUUUCUUUUGUUUCUGUGUAAAUAUUUGGACCAUGCCGAAUGUCGAUUUUUGCUAAGACAUACAGCCCUUUUGUGGCUUUUUAUCCAAGUUUGUUUUUAUUCGGUUAUCUGUUGAA